Molecule: messenger RNA, 441 nt
Organism: Aspergillus niger
Lineage: Eukaryota; Fungi; Ascomycota; Eurotiomycetes; Eurotiales; Aspergillaceae
Exons: 4
Coding region: 1-441 (146 amino acids)
Source: RefSeq, a predicted model, not a curated record
AUGACGUUGGUUCAUGGCGAUAGCGAUAGAUCAAUUUCGUUCUCGACUCACAGCGAACAGCAAGUCUUGGACGUUUCUUUAGAAGCGUGGGGGGGAGAUGGAUGGAAAAGAUUGGAGAAAGGGAGAGGAGGGGGGAGAAGGAAAGGAGAAGGUGAGGUUGGGAUUGGGUGGGGAGAGGGAAAGCCAAAGUGGGCUGUUGUUGCUCCGUGCACUUUUUCUUCCGUUCCUCCCUCCUCUAUUCGGAUCGCCCAAUUAGGCCUUGCCGAUGCACAGGUGGCAAACCCGUCUCGGUGGACUCUCAGUAGCAUACUACACUACUUGACGGUGCUAUCUAUGAGGAUUUCGAGGAGCACAGUAAACCUUCCAGGUAGCAAAGAAACUCCGGGGCAUAAUGGGAAUCUCGCAGGACAAACGAAUCACGAUGAGAACAGCGAUACUUGA